AUGGGAUCAGAAUGGCGCGUACACCAGACGCUAUCUGCGCAUGUCAAGCCUAUUUCUAGUCUUUCAUUCUCCUCUAAUAAAUCUUUUCUCGCUUCAUCUUCGGCCGAUUCUUCUGUCAAAAUCUGGCGAUUAGCAGCCGACAGGAAUGAGCUCGAGACUCGAUCAAAGACAACUUUAUAUGGACAUGAAGCUGGUGUGUCAGCCGCUUGCUGGUCGCCUGAUUCACGGCACUUGGCGUCAGCUUCGGACGACCGGACGGCGCGGCUCUGGGACGUUGAGACGGCCAAGACACUUGCUACAUUAGGUGCGACACACAAAAGUCUGGACGCGACUCUUACCACUCCAUUAUCGCUGCUGAAGGGCUCAUCUGCUACGUUGGGACUAGAUGAAGAUGGCAUGAACGAUACAUUAAUGACGUCGGAUCCACCUGUCGAGUCGCAUACGGGGUUUGUGAGCUGCGUGGCCUUUAAUCCGCAGGGGUCUCUCGUGGCUACAGGCUCACAUGAUGAAAGUGUGAGGUUGUGGGAUGUACGCAGUGGCAGGACCGUUGCAAUUGUGAAUGCGCAUCAGGAACCGGUAGUGAGCGUGCAGUUCCACCCCACGGACGGCUCGCUGCUGGUCACUGCCGGAUAUGAUGGCUUUGUCCGUGUAUGGGAUGUGGCUUCUCGUCAGUGCAUGCGCUCAAUCAUUACCGAACCAGCAGCGCCUGUUGGAAGUGCGACGUUUGCACCCAACGGAGGAUACGUACUGAGUUCAUCACUUGACGGAACUGUGCGUUUGUGGGACUACAUGCGCGAUAUCUGCGUGCGCUCGUACAGAGGCCAUAGCAACAGAAAAUUUAGCAUGCAGUGCGCUUUUUUGGAGCAGCAAUGGAACAAGCAGCCUGUCGUUGCCUGCGGAUCGGAAGAUAAUCGCAUUUUCAUGUGGGAUGUGGGGAUGCAGGAAGUGUGCUCGGUCUUGACCGGGCAUGACCAUCCUGUACUUGCCCUCGCGGCCCAUCCAGCACGUGCGCUGGUAGUCUCGGGAUCGAAUCGGGACAUUAAGAUGUGGACCCCUUCUACCAUCGAGGCAGAUGGCGCUAGCAAUAGUGAUGGCCAGACCAACGGUACAAACCACGCGCCUGAAAGUUGA
This is a messenger RNA of Peronospora farinosa, 1131 nucleotides long. Lineage: Eukaryota; Oomycota; Peronosporomycetes; Peronosporales; Peronosporaceae. The record is from the annotation of a GenBank genome assembly.